Felis catus (domestic cat) is the source of this 5521-nucleotide messenger RNA. RefSeq names its product IQ motif containing M (gene IQCM). The coding region runs from base 1282 to 2727 and encodes 481 amino acids. The record is from RefSeq and is a predicted model, not a curated record. Gene Ontology annotation, molecular function: protein binding. NCBI's taxonomy places the organism in Eukaryota, Metazoa, Chordata, Mammalia, Carnivora, Felidae. The transcript has 12 exons.
GGGGGGGGGGUGGAGAUUUUUCAAGGUGGGAGUCCAGCGUUAUAAGUAACUGUCUUUUCCCUUCUGAAUUAAGAACCAAUUGAAUGCGGAAGACACAGGAGUUGGACAAAUGGAGAUUAAAAUGUUCGUUUUGUUACAGAGAAAACUGAUGGGAGAAUAUGGCACUGGAUAAGUAGCCCUGUGGCUUAACCACCCCCCACCCCCACCCCACCCCUACACAUACACAGAGCAACACCUGCCCUCUAAUGAAACCUAUUGCAGAGGAGAGUGUAUUUGCUUGCUCCAUUCUUGUAGGCUGGAGACACUCUGAAGGGACCAAGCCCAGCUUGGCUCUUCUAGUCAGAAUGAGGAAGGGCACAGGGUGAAGGCAGGCCUUGGCCUCUCACAAACCAAAGUCAUGAGCCUUUCUGUCUAGCCAUACCCUCAUCUCCUUUGUGUCUCUGAAGUAAGGGAAAACAUAAAUAUAUGUGUGCUCCCCAGUAAUACAGAUUCCUAUCGUCAGAGGCCACCAUGUUACCACUUGCAGGAUUUGCCUAUUGUCUGAGGUUUACAUACGUUUUGGAGGGUUUGGAAAAGAAACAGCCAUAAACUGGGUGUUAAGGUAAUUAAAUCUUUUACUGAGUGGCAUGUAAUUUCCUACUUGCUUUGGGUACUUUGGGAUUUAAAAAAAAAUGUAAGCCAUGGAACAUUUCCUUCCUCUUAGUGACUUAUAUUUAGCCAAGAGACCCAUAAUUAUUUUUGUCCUACUGUGUGGAAGUUAGUCAACCCCAACCACUAACAUGUUUAUUACUUUAACCUAUUUCAGGCACAGAUCUGAUUGCUGGAUAAUUAGUACAUCAAGUAGAGUUAACUUUCAACAUUUGAGGUUGAACAUCUUAUUAAGAUCUUGGUUGUCUUUCAGAGAUAAUACCUUUCUGAGAUUGAUAUAUGUGUAAAAGAAAUCAGCAGAGGCUAACUUAAUUGUCUUCUCUUUUUACAAAUUUUAAUGUGAAUUUUUUUUUUCCCCACUGACCUCCACGUAAACUAAAGAAUACUGUUAAGACAAUAAUCCCAUUUUCAGUCAGAGAUAGUCUUUGGUCAUUUCGAGCCUACAUUAUUAACAUUAUCAACACGCUCCCCUAACUUGUCUCCCUGCCUCUGGUCAAAAUCUGAUUCAAUCUUUAAAAAAAACUUAUGCCAGAGUGAUUUUUGUAAAAUGCAAAUCCUACACUCUCUUUUUUUCAAAAAUCCUUCAAUGUUUCCCCAGGGCCCACAGGAUAAUGGAGGUAAAAUUAUAUAUUUAUGUAUCCUAACCAUGAAUAUUUUUUAAAAGUUGGAUCAAUCAUGAUAGAAGAAAGACUGAAUUCUCUCUCUAUUCUUUUUAUGGAAAAUAAGAAAUUUUUGUUAUAUGAAGCAAUAAUCAAGGAAUACAGAGCCAAAAAAGGAGGUAAAAGGUAUUACAGUGGUAUCUCUGAACAAGUUAAACUGGGUAAAAUAGUGACUAAUAUUGAAUCAGUGAGUAAAAAAAUGGAGAAAGAAAAGCAUCAGCACCAUGUUAAGUCCAGAUUGUUGGUCUCACCAUAUGCCGUCCCCAUCAACUUUGGCUUGCCCUUACAACCCAUGACCACCUCUUCCAUGGGACUUCCGAAAGAACAUGAUAAAACAUUCUACGAUUGGAGAGGAAUUAUGUCAACAAAGCCUUCCCGUUUGACUCCUGACUCCAGCUGGCCUAGUUUGUGUGGGCCAUCAUCAAUGUUUCGGGAUUACUGUUCUAAAACCUUACUGAAGAAAGAGCAACAGCCUAUCCAACCAGAACCAAAGCCACCCAGGUCAAAAUCUAUUCUAACUAAAAGUGGUAAACUUGACAAUAAAGUUAAAAGAAUUGGACCACACAUAGAAAUCUUCCAAGUGUUCCGGGAAAGGAACAAAUUCAUAAAUACCAAAAAAAUAGUGAAAAUGAUCACCAUCAUGCAGGCCUAUGUCAGAGGGUGGCUGGAACGCAGAAGAUACCAGAGAAUAAUGAUCAAGGCUUUGCAUCAUGGACCAAAUUUGAGAGCAGUUAUAAACAUGUAUCAUAGACUAAUCCAUCGUGUUAAAUAUCGACUUGGUCUGUGGAGGACAAGACAAGUUAUAAACUUUGUAGAGCUGGAGGAAUGGAUGGACAGAAAAAAAUUCUAUGAAACAAUGUUUGCUAAGAGAGAAGAUUGGCAAGGAUUGGAAAGAAGCGAGCUCCUUAAAUUCUUCAAUGAGUGUGGUCAUUUCCCAAUCCAGCAGCAAAUUGAUGAAGUUUGGGACCUGGUCCAUAAAGACUCUGUGUCUGGAGUUCUCUCUUGUCCAGCAAGAAAACGGGACACAGGAUUAAAAAUGAGAGAGAGGCUAAUUGUCCAGGAGGAAACAAGAGCCCCAAAAGACCGUGACAGAUAUUCUCAACUCCUCAAGAAGUACAAUGCGAUUGAAAUGUUAUUUACACUCUAUCCUCCUCAAGGUGCCCAUGUGUGUAAAAAUAUACGACUUAGGUCAACUUGGCUGAGACCCAUAGUAAAUGGGGAAGAAGGAUAUAAAUAUAUAGGCUUGUUUAAUAUAGCUCCAGAGGAAAAAAAAUUUGGAAUGAUGAAGCAGAAGAUAACAAGGCAGUGUUCAUUCAGCAUACAAAGAAAGUUGGAAUUUGCCAGAAAGGGACAAACUAUCUUGGGAAAGGAAGAAAGUCAGAAAGAUCCAACGGAAGAAGUGGGGCAGGAGAACAAGUAGGUAAGAGGAAAGGGUAGACAAAAAAACCCAUAUCGGUUUUCCUUUUAGGCAUUUUGUUUACUUAGCCAACAUGCAGUAGUCCCUUAAAUAAUAUGAACAAAUGAAGGAGUGCUCAGCCUGGGUUCUCUGAGUUUGAUCUGCAGCUUACUGUCCUCAAAAAUGCAGUUUUAUAUUGUAGAACACAUAGUAACUUGAAUUAUAAUAGUAAUUCUAGAAUAGAGAUUCUAAGACACCUUAUUCUAUUGGCAGAUAAGAAUCAUUAAUAGUUAGCCAUAUUAGUUAUUUAUAUUAAAAUAUUUACUCCCAUUUCCUUGAAAAGUUGAUCUUUGUAGCUAGAAUAUGCCCCACAACUCCAGCAAUCUCUUGCUCUAUUAAAAAAAAAAAUCUAUUGACUAGGUUAGCAAGGUAAACUUCUGUUCUGGCCUUAGUGAAUUGUCAGAAAUCACCAUAAUUCUUAUCAGAUUAUACUCUGCUGUUCCACUUCUCAAUUCCCUUAUCUAGCUGAAAAACAAAAUGUUAUACCAUUUAAAAUUUUUUUUCCUCACACUUAGUUUUUCCUAUUUUCUUGUCAAGAAGCUUGUGCUUCUAUCCCUGCAUCUGGUUCUAUGAGGCUGCUCGGCUUUAUAUCUUUUUGGUAUAAACAAUGAUUAACCAUCCCUUCCCCCUCCUAGUUUUAGGCAGACAUAAUCUAAUCUGUGUUAUGUGACAAGACCAAUUAGUCUCGCCCACUCUGCAGCCUUCUGUCCCUCCCCUCUCAGCUGCUACCCUCUUGGCACUCCAUCUCUUUUAGGAAGUAGCGAUAGGAGCCAAAUUUCCAAACUGAAUUCAUUAGAUGAAUAUGCAGGUCCAGAUUGCUUAAAUGUGCUCACAUCCUCAAGUAGAACUCAGACUCAAGACUUCUGACUCUUUUCUCUCGUUGCAUUUUAUGUUUGUCAGAAGAUUUCUGCCUACAAAAACUUCCUCGCUGGCUAGAGAGAAAGGAAAGCUGUAUUGACUAGGUGUGCAAAUGGAAGGCCCAGGACUGGACUGAGCAAGAUAAGUGCAGAGAAUGCCAUCCUUUCCUUGGAUGUGUUAUUUUAUACAGGCUUUUACAAGUAGCACUCUACCCACUUCUGACAAGUGUAGGUAGCUUGCAGAGUCCAGGUGAUGGAUGGGCAAGGCACGCCAUUCAUAAUUCAUGCUCAGAGCACUGGCACUCAACUAGUGGGUCAGUCGGAAUCAGAAAGGGACCCUGAGGACAAGACAUGGAAACACGGAACAGCUGGUGGUGCACAAUUCUGAUGAGUCUAUUAUCCCAUAGCCAGACCGUAGCCACCACAGCUGGGGACAGCAGGUGCCAAGAAAACCUGACCCGUUGGAUCUUGAGGGACUAAAGACAGAAAACACUUAAGCUUGCUUCAUUUUGUUUGUUAUCAGAAGUGGGUUUUUUUUAGAUUCUUAAAGUCUGUAACAUUAUUUUCAAUACUGUAACUGCUAAAAGAGGGAUGAACAUUCUAUGAUAAGCUAUUCAGUAGCUUACAGCUUAAAUCUCAAAACUGGUAACCAUAGAUGUAAUGCCAUGUUACCUGAUAGAGAAAUCAUAAGUAAGUCUCUGGGGCAAUUGCUAAAAUAGAUACUGAAUGUUCAAAAAAAAAUUCACAAUAUCCACCAAGAAAACCCAAGUCCCAUUGUAAAUAUGCCUACUAGUCAGUAUUCAUUAGAGAAUAAGAUUGGCGACCUCCUGUUGUUUUAAAAGCACAGGCAGAUUCUCUUGGACUAAUUGAAAGUUUCCUUUUAAAUGUGUAAAUGUGAGAGACAGAAAGAGGUAGAGGAAGGAACAGAAAAAUAAAACAAGUACCAAAGCCUUAACAACAAAUUUUUCUUUCUAGGAAUUUGAGAUGACAGUUCGCUGCCAUUUUUGUGUGUGUCAGUUUGCCCCUCACUGCAAAUUCCUGCAGGUCAUAGAUCUGCCACCAAGUCAUCACCCUCAGGAAGCCCGUGGGUACUUCAUGUGGGCUCUCAGUCCGUGUCCUUUUGACCACGAAAGCCUGGGCUGUGACAUUAUUGAUUCUGUGUUCGUGUCUGCCUGGCACAGAGCCUUGGGAUCACUGGUAUCAUCAGUUAGGUGGAAAUUCCCAUUAAUAUAAGCAGGAAACUAAAGAGACUAAUAGAGGAUCCCUUGGUCAAUUUAGAUGUGGCCCCAAAAUACCCACGUGGCUCCUUGGACACUGGCACCAUUCUCAUGAAAACAUUUCAGAAAGCUACCUCUUAUUCUGGGGUGCCUUGGCAAUGGAAACAAGAAUCAGAACUAUUUUCUUGGUUUUCUUCUUCAAGUGGAUUUUAAUGUCCUGUCGCUCAAAGUUUAAUUUAGUAAAUUCUCAAUAUUACCUGUGCAGCAUUUUGUAUGCAAUCUCAGCACAGUGCAAUCAAGGAUAGCAGUCUGUGGAGGGAGAAGUUCUCCUGAAAGGCCUUCGACAUUAAUUCGCCAUUUUUCAGUAUUCUCCACACUGUGAUUUGUACAGAAUUAUAGGAGCUGCUGAAGCCAGCUGGCUCCUUUGUCUUCCCUUGACUUCUGGCCAGCCUCUAUUCAUAUUGCUGCGACCAGAAGAUAAAAAAAAAAAAAAAAAAAAAAAAAGGAAAGGAAAGGAAAGAGAAGAAAAGGAACUCAUAAGUUUAAGAAGUAUAUAAGGUUGGGCGCCUGGGUGGCUCAGUUGGUUAGCAUCUGACUUCAGCUCAGGUCAUGAUCUCAUGGCUUGUGAGUUUAAGCCCCACGUCGGGCUCUGUGCUGAGGGCCGAGAGCCUGGAGCCUGCUUCA